ACGGUUUUUAGUGUAUUCUGCGAAACGGUUAAAAAAAUAAUCAGUGGAGAAUCACUUUUUCUGGAAAUAAUAUGGAUAUCAAGUUGCAAAGGAAUAUUAAAAGUUUAUAUCUGUUAGUGCUCAGUUUGUUGCUAAUACAGAAUAUCAAUUGUAAAGUUUACUUAAAUGGCACGCUUACAAAAUUCGCACAAAUUCGUCAAAUGUACCCGAAAGUCACUAGUUAUGAAUCUAAAAAUUGGCGCAUGAUUGACAGCGAUGAUUACAAGCAACACCCAUGUAAACGUGAAUGUGUUAAAGAUAAACAAAUGACUUGUUAUUAUUAUAUGGUUGUACACUACGACGAAACAAUGGGUCCAGGCUGCGAACGGUAUUUAGAAGCGAGAUAUCGCAUAAAGACCGGUAAAGCCGGCGAAGAACUUGUGGAUGGCUUCACUGUGCAUAACUACGACGAUUAUGACGAUUGCAAAUUUGCGGAUGGCAUUGCUUCUGAAAUUAUGGUGGUAAAUGGACGUAUGCCGGGGCAAGGGGUUGAAGUAUGCAUGGGUGAUACAAUUGUAGUAGAUGUGAUUAACAGCUUACACGAAACCACUACUAUACAUUGGCAUGGCAUACAUCAGCUGAAGACUCCACACAUGGAUGGUGUACCACAUAUAACACAAUAUCCCAUUGAAGCUGGACAGGCAUUUAGAUAUCGAUUUGAAGUGGAUCAUGCGGGUACACAUUGGUGGCACAGCCAUACUGAACAUCAGCGUGCAUUUGGACUAGCAGGUGCUUUUAUAGCACGUCAACCAAAACUUGAAAACGUACAUGCAAAAUUAUAUGACUUUGAUUUUUCUGAACAUAUCAUAAUAAUACAAGAUUGGGUCUAUAACUUUGAUGAGAGUAUACCACAGAAUCUGCUCAUAAAUGGUUUGGGUCGGAAUGUCAAUAAUGAUAGCAUUACCAAACAGCCAACGCUAUAUUCGAUAUUUAAAGUUGUACGUGGUGGACGUUAUAGAUUCAGAGUUAUUUACAAUGGUUGUGCCAAUUGUCCAGUAAGUCUAAGUAUCGAUAAUCAUAAUCUAGUGGUUAUCUCAAGUGACGGAAAUGAUAUUGAACCCAUUAUAGUACAAAAACUUUCAAUUCAUGGUGGUGAGAGAUUUGAUUUUAUACUGCAUGCUAAUCAGGAGGUCGGAAAUUAUUGGUUACGUAUAAAGGGUUACAAUUUUUGCAAAAUCAAAAGCCUGCAUCAAGAAGCCAUACUGCAUUAUAUGGGUGCUAAGCAAACCGAACGACCUAAAGGUGAGGUAACAUACGACUACGAAGCGGAAGGUGUGGAACUUAAUCCACUUGACCAAGCUCCAACUAAGAAUGAUGAACGUAUAACUAUUGUUGAAACAAAUUCGAUGAAACCACGUCUUGAGCCACCUAUGUCACAACAGCGUACACAUUAUAUCAGUAUGGCCGUACAUGAACGAGGAAACUUUCUAUUUCAAAUGGACAAUAUCACUUUUUCUUUACCGAAAAUCUCUUUGCUACAAACACGUAACUUAGGUAUUGGUCGCUUUUUUUGUAAUAAAACCCAUCAAGAAAACUUGGGUUUCAAUUGUCGCAGCAGACACUGUCGCUGCACUAACGUCAUACAGGUGCCUGCCUUUAAGGAGACUGAAUUCGUUAUAUCAGCCAUAACAAAUUCUGCACAUCCCAUACACUUGCACGGGUACACCUUCCGUGUUGUGGGUAUGGGCGUUUUAGGCGAAAAUUUGAUUAACAAUAUUGAGGAAAUUGAUAGGAAGACUCCAUUAUCACGUCGGAAUCGGAAUGCUCCGCUCAAGGACACUGUCCAAGUGCCAGCUUUUGGAUAUACAAUUAUACGAUUCUAUGCUGAUAACCCUGGUUAUUGGAUAUUACACUGUCAUAUAUCGACGCAUUCAGAAAAUGGCAUGGCACUAGUGGUACGUGUUGGCGAAGAUACACAAAUGAAAAUGUGUCCGGUUAGCAACUGUGGACUUUGUAGUUCAGUAGUUUAACCUUUCAGAUACUAAAUUUGUUAAAUACACAAAUACUAAAAUCGAUAUAAAACUAAAUUACGCUUAGUU
This is a messenger RNA of Teleopsis dalmanni, 2078 nucleotides long. RefSeq names its product laccase-like. The record is from RefSeq and is a predicted model, not a curated record. Gene Ontology annotation, cellular component: plasma membrane. Gene Ontology annotation, molecular function: oxidoreductase activity; copper ion binding. Bases 72 to 2009 code for a protein of 645 amino acids. NCBI's taxonomy places the organism in Eukaryota, Metazoa, Arthropoda, Insecta, Diptera, Diopsidae. Gene Ontology annotation, biological process: iron ion transport. The transcript has 7 exons.